Lobosporangium transversale is the source of this 750-nucleotide messenger RNA. RefSeq lists its product as hypothetical. Bases 1 to 750 code for a protein of 249 amino acids. The transcript is spliced from 4 exons. The record is from RefSeq and is a predicted model, not a curated record. Lineage: Eukaryota; Fungi; Mortierellomycota; Mortierellomycetes; Mortierellales; Mortierellaceae.
AUGGCAUUUGCGCGAGCCACACCCCACCAAUAUUUCCGGCGCCAAUCACGUCACGAUCAAAUACGCAUCUAUGGUAGUAUUUUAACCUUAGUAGGGCUUGGAGCGGUUGUCACGUGGAGGGGAUCGCCACCAACUAUAACCAAGAAACUCUUUGGAGAACUGGCUGUUCUCAGUCAGCUUUUCCUGGAUCCUCAGCACUACUCUACUCGCGGGCGGCCUGAUCCUUUGCCAGCCAGCUAUCAGGAUGGGAAUGAAGUCUUUCCUCGAGAGACGUUCGAACGGUCCUGCGACAGAUACUUGCUCUACCUGACGGUCAGUGAGUACCAUCGCCAGUACCUCGAGCAAGAACUAAACAAACUCCCUGAGGAUCAAAAGACAUGGGAGAAAUGUGAGACGACUUUCCUUAAAAUUGUCUUCACAGAACAAGAACACGUGCAUGCAUAUGGUGUCAGCGAUGACAACGAGAUGGCCAUAUCCCUCCUGACGGCCACAGUAAAGGCUUUCAUGCAUGACAUCAUGAUCAUGAGGUUACAAGUCCUCAAGCAAGAACCUGUGCUCGCCUUUAAGUCGAUUUCCGUGUUCACGAGGAUUCUGGGAGGGCUCACUGGUUCCCAUAUCCCACAAAAAACCGUCGGCAAUGACAAUCCGUCACCUUAUCGCCGUGCACGAGCGCCUGACUAUGAAAGGUUUAAUCCUAAGGGCAAAGCCCACAAUGAAGAGGCCAAAACAAAGCUCCUCUAUGACUGCUAA